GCUUUUGAAGCAAACUUCAGUCUAACAUUUGCGGCUCUCGCGUUUUUGCUGAAUUUCCAAGUUUUAGCGAAUUUCCCGGAUAAAUAGUGCGAUAAAUAGCGUGAAAAGAUGAGCAAGGAGGAGGAAACAAUGGAUACUGGAGAAACCAAUGAAAAUUCGAAUGGCUCCACGUCCGAUACGACAUCCUCAAAGGGGAAGGAGACGGAUUUUGAUUGUAAAAUUGAAACAGACAGGAGUAAGAGGUUUGAGUAUCUCCUGAAGCAGACGGAGAUCUUUACUCACUUUAUGACCAAUACGGGGCCCAAGAGUAGCCCUCUGAAGAUUAAAGCUGGCCGUCCGAAGAAGCCAAAGGAGGCUAAAGCUGAGCAACCACCAGUCGAUGUGUCAGAUCAUCGACACCGGAAAACAGAACAGGAGGAAGAUGAGGAACUCCUGGCUGAGGAAACAAAGACCCCGGAAAUCUUCCGUUUUGAAUCUUCGCCACAUUACAUCAAACACGGCGAGAUGCGUGAUUACCAAGUCCGUGGGCUGAAUUGGAUGAUCUCGCUAUACGAGAAUGGAAUUAAUGGGAUUCUAGCUGAUGAAAUGGGUCUAGGAAAGACACUGCAGACCAUCUCCCUGCUGGGCUACCUCAAGCACUUCCGCAACAAUCCCGGACCGCACAUUGUAAUCGUGCCCAAGUCAACAUUGCAGAAUUGGAUGAAUGAAUUCAAUCAGUGGUGCCCCUCACUGCGAGCUGUCUGCCUCAUUGGAGAUCAAGACACCCGGAACACCUUUAUCCGGGAGGUUCUCAUGCCCGGCGAGUGGGAUGUGUGCGUAACAUCGUACGAGAUGUGUAUUCGUGAGAAGAGCGUCUUCAAGAAGUUCAACUGGCGCUACAUGGUCAUUGAUGAGGCUCACCGAAUUAAGAAUGAAAAAUCCAAACUCAGCGAAAUCCUCAGAGAAUUCAAGACGGCCAAUCGUCUCCUACUCACAGGAACACCGUUGCAGAACAAUCUCCACGAAUUGUGGUCUCUGCUGAACUUCCUCUUACCGGAUGUCUUCAACAGUGCUGAUGAUUUUGAUUCGUGGUUCAAUACCAAUCAAUGCUUGGGUGAUGAUUCCCUCGUGAGUCGCCUACAUGCCGUCCUCAAGCCCUUCCUGCUGCGUCGUCUCAAGUCUGACGUGGAGAAGAGGCUGAAGCCCAAGAAGGAGCUAAAGAUCUUUGUCGGGUUGUCCAAGAUGCAGCGCGAAUGGUACACGAAGGUCCUCAUGAAGGAUAUUGACAUUGUCAAUGGAGCUGGGAAGAUUGAGAAGAUGCGCCUGCAGAAUAUUCUCAUGCAACUCCGGAAGUGCACAAAUCACCCAUAUCUCUUCGAUGGAGCAGAACCAGGACCACCGUACACUACGGAUGAGCAUUUGGUGAACAAUUGCGGCAAACUCACCAUUAUGGAUAAGCUUCUGCCACGUCUGCAAGAGCAGGGGUCGCGUGUAUUGAUUUUCAGCCAAAUGACCCGUAUGCUGGACAUCCUGGAGGAUUACUGCCUCUGGAGGGGCUACCAAUACUGUCGCCUGGAUGGGCAGACACCCCAUGAGGAUCGAAAUAGGCAGAUUCAGGAGUACAAUGCGAAGAACAGCAGCAAAUUCAUCUUCAUGCUGUCCACACGUGCUGGUGGUUUGGGAAUUAAUCUCGCCACAGCGGACGUGGUCAUCAUCUAUGACUCUGACUGGAACCCACAGAUGGAUCUUCAAGCUAUGGAUCGUGCCCAUCGAAUUGGGCAGAAGAAGCAGGUGCGUGUCUUCCGUUUUAUCACGGAGAACACCGUCGAGGAGAAAAUUGUUGAGCGAGCUGAGGUUAAGCUUCGUCUGGAUAAGCUUGUGAUCCAGCAGGGACGCCUCGUGGACAAUAAAUCAAGCCAAUUGAACAAGGAUGAAAUGCUAAAUAUGAUUCGCUUCGGAGCAAACCACGUCUUUGCGUCUAAAGAUUCCGAAAUCACAGAUGAGGACAUUGAUACGAUUCUGGAACGUGGAGAGGCCAAAACGAAUGAGCAGAAGGAGAAGCUGGAGCAGUUGGGUGAGAGUUCUCUCCGGAACUUCACCAUGGACACAGGGACAGAGAGUUCGGUGUACCAAUUUGAGGGAGAGGAUUAUCGUGAGAAGCAGAAGGCAAUGACAAUGGGCAAUUGGAUUGAGCCCCCAAAACGAGAGCGUAAAGCAAAUUAUGCUGUCGAUGCGUACUUCCGUGAGGCGCUCAGAGUGUCUGAACCCAAAGCCCCUAAAGCUCCACGUCCACCCAAACAGCCAAUCGUGCAGGACUUUCAAUUCUUCCCUCCGAGACUCUUUGAGAUCCUUGAUCAGGAGAUUUAUUACUUCCGGAAGACACUCAACUACAAGGUUCCGAAGAAUCAAGAAUUAGGUCCGGAUGCUGCAAAAGUUCAGCGUGAGGAGCAAAGGAAAAUUGACGAUGCAGAACCCCUGACUGAGGAGGAAGUGGUUGAGAAAGAAUCUCUCCUGACUCAAGGUUUUACAAACUGGACAAAGCGGGAUUUUAAUCAAUUCAUCAAGGCAAAUGAAAAGUAUGGACGUGAUGAUAUUGACAACAUUGCCAAGGAUGUAGAGGGAAAGACUCCCGAGGAGGUGGUGGAGUACAGCACAGUCUUCUGGGAGCGCUGCCAUGAGUUGCAGGACAUUGAGCGCAUCAUGGCGCAAAUUGAACGUGGCGAAGCGAAAAUCCAACGUCGGGCAUCAAUUAAGAAGGCUCUCGAUGGGAAAAUGUCUCGCUACAGGGCACCCUUCCAUCAGCUCCGGAUUUCCUACGGGAACAACAAGGGGAAGAACUACACAGAGGAGGAAGAUCGCUUCCUUGUGUGCAUGUUGCACAAGCUUGGAUUUGACAAGGAGAACGUCUAUGAGGAGCUUCGCUUUGCAGUUCGUUCAGCUCCACAAUUUCGUUUUGAUUGGUUCCUGAAAUCUCGUACAGCAUCCGAGCUUCAGAGACGCUGCAAUACCCUCAUUACGCUGAUUGAGCGCGAGAAUCAAGAGCUGGAGGAGAAGGAACGACUGGAGAAGAAGAAAAAGUCCAACAAGGGUGGAAAUUCAUCUCAAUCGAGCUCAGGUCAGCAAAAAUCAGGGCAGAAACGCAAAUCGGACGUUGCUGGAAAUGAUCGCGGGAAGAAGAAGAGGCGAUAAGCAUCCCGGAGACAUUUUUGAAGGCUUAUUUAUCAGCGGCAUUGUCACUCAACACAUUCAAACUUAGGCAUUAUAAGAUAAAGUAUUAUUUGUAAUUCAAAUUGGUAGAGAAUUGUGCGUGUACUGGACACACAGAAUCCAGCUUCCUGGAGCUGGGAUGUCCGGUAGUUUUUGUGUAGUAGCGUUUGAAAUAAAGUUUCGAUGUACCGUCAGAGGGCUAAGCAACAUAA
Molecule: messenger RNA, 3398 nt
Organism: Lutzomyia longipalpis
Lineage: Eukaryota; Metazoa; Arthropoda; Insecta; Diptera; Psychodidae
Product: chromatin-remodeling complex ATPase chain Iswi-like
Exons: 5
Coding region: 109-3168 (1019 amino acids)
Biological process (GO): regulation of transcription by RNA polymerase II; nucleosome organization
Cellular component (GO): chromatin; nucleus
Molecular function (GO): ATP hydrolysis activity; ATP binding; histone binding
Source: RefSeq, a predicted model, not a curated record